Messenger RNA from Vanessa atalanta (red admiral), 2992 nucleotides. Its product is annotated as katanin p80 WD40 repeat-containing subunit B1. Gene Ontology annotation, molecular function: microtubule binding. The record is from RefSeq and is a predicted model, not a curated record. The coding region runs from base 270 to 2588 and encodes 772 amino acids. Gene Ontology annotation, biological process: microtubule depolymerization; microtubule severing. Gene Ontology annotation, cellular component: katanin complex. Lineage: Eukaryota; Metazoa; Arthropoda; Insecta; Lepidoptera; Nymphalidae. The transcript is spliced from 16 exons.
GAACUGCACCUCUCUCGACUCCAAGUAAUCUCAGUAUCCACUAUCCAUCACUAAUUUACCAUUAAUAAAUAACAAUACGUGAAACCAAAAUUUCAUUUUAACUUACAUUUUUCAAAAUUGUUAUGCAUGUGUUAUGAAUAUUGUAUAAAUAUGGACAUUAUUUAAAAUGUAAAACUCUGUGAUGUUGAUUAGGCUUUAGAAUUUUUUCAUAUAGUUAGUAAAAAUCACAAUAAGGUUACAUAUGCCAUAUAAGGAAUGUUUUAAUUAAAAUGGAUACCAUACGGAGAUCAUGGAAACUACAAGAGUUUGUUGCUCACAAGGCAAAUGUCAACUGCCUGGCAAUGGGACACAAAUCCAACCAAGUUUUGGCUACUGGAGGUGACGAUAAAAAAGUAAAUUUAUGGGCAAUAGGAAGACAAGGUUGCUUAAUGAGCUUGAGUGGACAUACAACACCAGUAGAAUGUGUGUGUUUUGGACAUUCAGAAGAUUUAGUAUGUGCAGGUUCACAAACUGGUGCUUUGAAAAUAUGGGAUUUAGAGGCAGCUAAACUUCUGAGAACAUUUACAGGACAUAAAGGAGCCAUAAAGUGUAUGGACUUCCAUCCUUACGGUGAUUAUUUAACAACAGGCUCAUGUGACAGUAACAUUAAAUUAUGGGAUACCAGAAAGCGUGGUUGUAUUGUCACAUAUUCCAGUCAUCGUCUUGCAGUCAACAGCCUCCAGUUUAGUCCAGACGGACAAUGGAUAGCAUCUGCAUGUGAAGAUGGUUUAGUAAAAGUAUGGGAUGUGAGAGUUGGCAAAGUUUUGCAGGAAUUUGUAGAACACACAUCCCCCGUAACUUGUGUAAAGUUUCACCCCCAUGAGUUCCUCCUUGCUAGUUGUGGUGCUGACAGAACUGUCAACUUCUGGGACAUGGAGAAAUUCCAAUUAGUGUCAAAAUUUGAGAAGGAAAACACAUCUAUUAGACAUAUGACAUUCAGUGAUGAUGGUGCAACAUUAUUGGGUUGUGGAAAUGAUGGUCUACAUGUUAUAGGCUGGGAACCAGCAAGAGUUCUUGAUACAGUUAAUGGCCACUGGGGACAAAUACAUGACAUCACAGUAGCUCAGACACAACUUAUUGCUGGCUCAUUUCAUUCAACAUAUGUAGUUUUAUCAGUCGUUGAUCUCAAUAAAGUGCAUCCUUUCGGUGGCCCGCCUCCCGUCGCUUCUACUCUCGUAAGAGAUCUCUCGCCUUUCCAAAAAGGUCAUUCUGUGCGCAAGAGUUUUUCUAAAGAAAAACCUCCCAAGGAAGUGCUGCACAGACCUACAUUAUUAGAUGAGAAGACAGCAGAAGAAUCCACCUCAGGAACAGAAGCCGAUGAAGAAUCAGGUGCUGUAAUACCUAAUUUAAAUGACUACACUGAAAUUUUUCGACCGACCAGAGCUUUGAAUAGAACACCACCGCCGGCGACUAGCUUAUCGUCUGAAGAUUUUUCAAUGACUGGGGAGGAGAUCCCAGCGAAGUCCAUGGCUACAAGCGCAGUGAGCACGUCGCUGCGGGAGCUGUCGCUGGAGCGCCGCACUGAUCUCACCUCGCGCAUUCCCACCGCCAAGGACCAUUACGCACAGAUAGAAAAGAAGACUCAGAUAUUUUCCAGGAUGAUGGACAACAACAAAGACGAAAGAGUAUUUACUUCUAGGCAAAAUACUACAAUGAAUGAAUUUACUGCAAAUGCUCUAACAACUUCAUCCUUAAACCGACACAAUUCAUAUAAAGAGACAAAAUCUACCACAGAUUUAUCUUCCAAUAAUCUUCGUCAAAGUAAUAGCGAGAUGUCAUUAGGCCCUCCAUCCCUUGGGCCUAGAUCGUUAUCAUUCACGAGACCACCGAGCCAAAACAGAACGAGGACCGAGAGCGGCCCGCGCGAGAGUGUGGCGGCGCCGCGCGCUGCCGAACCCGAGCCGGAAUUCGUGCCCUACUCCAUCGACAGGCCCGUUGGUCUCGACCUCGAUGAGUUUCUACCCCGCGGACUGACAGCGGGUGCGGGACGGAGGGGGGCGCGGGGAGCGGGCGCAGAGCCCAGUGAGCAGGAGGUACUGGGCGUCAUGAUGCGUGGACAUGAUUCUAUGAUGGCCGUGUUAGCCGCCAGGCAGCGUGCUCUACAGAUAUUCCAUUCAGUAAGAAUAAACAAAAGCUUAAAAUCGGCUUUAGAAUCUGUGAUAGCUUUAGAAGAUGCAUCUGUGAUUUUGGAUAUAUUAAAUGUCAUGGCACAUAAACCAUCAUUAUGGAAUUUGGACAUUUGUCUCUUAAUGCUGCCUAAAAUAUUUGAAUUGUUACAAAGCAAAUAUGAGUCAUAUAUGCAGUGUGGGUGCAAUGCUCUACGGCUGAUUGUGCGAAAUUUUUCGUCAGUUGUUCGUGCCAAUGUCAGUGCACCUGUUCGAACUCUUGGGGUAGAUAUACCAAGAGAAGAACGUUACACCAAAUGCGUACAAAUACAUCAGCUACUGCUUGACAUACGUGCCUUCCUUCUCAAAAGGCAGACCCUGCAAGGUCGCCUUGGAGCUGCUUUCCGUGACCUCCACACAUUAAUGCAACAAGGGCUCGACUGACGAAAUAGUUCAAAUGUCCCAUGGAGGACAUUGUAUUUUUAACAGUCAAUACAUUGGACAGUUUUAUACAAAAAAUCUGAAUUUUGAAGUGUACUUAAAUUAUAACAUGUAAGUUUAUUAAUAAUUAAAAACUAGAUUUGUUAACAUUGCCGUUAUAGUAACAAAAAUGCCAUAUACAUACAUUAAAUCAUUAAUUUAAAUGCACAGCAUGAACACUUGGUGUUAUAAAACUUUAAACAAAAUGGCACUGUUAAAAUAUAAAUAUUAAUAUUAGCAAUAACAAAUAUGGUACUUUCUUGAUUCAUAGAAAAUUAACAUAAUCUCAUUGUUAUUUAUAUCAAAAUUAAAAUGUUAUUUAUUGGUGUAUAUUCAAUUUACUAGACUGACAUUAACAAUUUUAAAGU